AUGGUUCUGAUAACAGCGGCCUCAGCAGCAGCAGCACAAGCAGUAGCAGCAGGACGACCAGCAGAUGAUUACAUCGCACUAGAAACAAGAGAUGCAUCACCAGCACAUUUUUUGUUCAAGAUUGAGUCGUGCUCGUUGCUUCAAAACUGUGGGAUUGAUAAAUACGAAACAAAUGAUUUUGUGGCUGGAGAACACAAGUGGAAAUUAAUAAUUUGUCCUAAUGGAGAGGACAAAGAAAAAGAGAGCGACUAUAUUUCUAUAUACUUGGCUAUGGGGGACACAAGUUCUAUGCCUGCAAACUGGGAGGUCAAUGCUGUGUUUAGCAUCUUUCUUUACAAUCAAAUUCAUGACAACUACCUUUAUUCAUUAGGAAUAACAAGACGUUUCCUAGGAGUGAAGCCCCAAUGGGGCUUUUCCAAAUUCAUCUCUAAAAAGUUUUUGACUGAUCCAUCGAACGGUUACCUAGUCGAUGACAAUUGUGUGUUUGGUGCUGAGGUUUCUGUUGUUAAAAAGGAAGCUUUCGCAAUUGAAUGUUUGUCUUUGAAGAAUUUUGAAAUUCCUUACAAGCGUGAUUGGAUGAUUCCAAACUUCUCCGAAAUCCGAGAGUUUUGGAAAUCUGAAGAAUUCAGUGCUGGAGGCCACAAAUGGGCUGUUCAGCUUUAUCCUAAAGGACGUGGAGACGCAUCUGGCCGCCAUGUCUCUAUCUUUUUGUACUAUUAUGGUUCCAAUACUGGUACGCCUUCUGAAAGAGUACAGGCACGUCGGACCAUAUGCAUCAAAAACCAGCUUCAUGAUAAACAUGAUAAAUAUACUAGUACUGUGUGGUAUGUCGGUUCCAAAGAUAAUUGGGGAUUUACUACAUCCAUGGAGAUUGCAACUAUAAAUGAUCCUAAAAAAGGAUUCAUUGUGAAUGACUCUUGUCAUUUAGAAGUGGAGAUCUCUGUGAAAGCUGUUGUGCAAGUUUCUCCCUUGCCAAUUGAAAAAUAAGACUAUUCUUCACUUCAACAAUAUUUUUAGUGAUUUUGUGUAUCGGUUAUUUUGUGUAUUGACAUGUAUAUGAUUCAUGAUACAAUGAUGGUUCAAAAUUUCAAUGUAAUAAGAUGUUCGCAUUCUAUUAAGCUCUAAUACAACCUACCGACUUAGUGUUUGUUAGUUCAAUAUCAAAUGAUCACAUCUAUUAAUGA
This is a messenger RNA of Erythranthe guttata (spotted monkey flower), 1184 nucleotides long. The record is from RefSeq and is a predicted model, not a curated record. NCBI's taxonomy places the organism in Eukaryota, Viridiplantae, Streptophyta, Magnoliopsida, Lamiales, Phrymaceae.